Neurospora tetrasperma FGSC 2508 is the source of this 2607-nucleotide messenger RNA. RefSeq lists its product as uncharacterized. The record is from RefSeq and is a predicted model, not a curated record. Gene Ontology annotation, molecular function: zinc ion binding; transcription cis-regulatory region binding; DNA-binding transcription factor activity, RNA polymerase II-specific. Lineage: Eukaryota; Fungi; Ascomycota; Sordariomycetes; Sordariales; Sordariaceae. The coding region runs from base 1 to 2607 and encodes 868 amino acids. The transcript is spliced from 6 exons. Gene Ontology annotation, cellular component: nucleus. Gene Ontology annotation, biological process: regulation of DNA-templated transcription.
AUGGCCCUACCGAGAAAAGCCGAUUCUGCAACUCCACCCGUCACUUCUGCCGAUACCGUGACCGUCGCCGGAGCCGGGACCGUUGGACGAGAUGCAUCGCCGAAACCGGUUCCGAGAGACCGCUCGUCACCCCCGGCGCCACCACCACCACCUUCAGCAGGAUCAACGCCACCCAGGAUACGGCGAAAUACGGCCUGUAUUAAAUGUCGAGACUCCAAGGUAAGAUGUAAUGCAAGUCUUAGUCCGGGACAGCCGUGUCUGCGGUGCACCAAGCUAGACCUCGAGUGUAUCGUGGACAAGAACUACAAGAGAGCGUCGAAAAAGAGCAAGCUGGAAGAGUUGGCGGCCGAACUCCAGUCACUCAAGAACACUGUUGCUCCGAGGCCAUCACUCGGCGGCCUAACUACCGAACUGCCCCCUAUACGUCCGGUUCAGUUCUCGAGCGCGAGUCCGCCAGUCCCUUCACUCCCACAGCUCACCCUACCGGGAACCCUAUCCGGCACCUUGCCCGGAGGACUACCGAACCCUGGAACCCUACCCGGGCCGUUUCUUCCUGGUCUCGGUGUUCCAACACUACCGCCUCCCAUCUUCACUCGGCCACGGCCCUUCUCCAUAUCCAGCGAAACCUCUACUCCCACGCCCAGAGCAAGCGAUGCCACCUCUGUUAGUUUCAGUCUGGCUGGGCUGAGGCGUCCAGCUGAACCUCGAGCCCUCGGUUCACGCGUGUUCUCCGGAGAUGACAUAAACUACUAUUUCGACAAAUACUUUGAGCACUUUCACCCUUACUUCCCCGUCGUUCGCCAACGGGAUCCAGACAUCUGCUAUGAGAGGGGUCACGUACUCUUUUGGGCCAUCAUCAUGACGGCAUGCCGUCGAUUUGCCAAGGAUGACUCGGUAUAUCAGUUUUUGAUGGACUCGCUGUUGCCGGAAAUAUGGAACGCGAUAUCACGGCCGCCGCUGAAGCUGCCCAUCAUCAACGCCUUGCUGCUCGUUGCCACGUGGCCAAAUCCCGAUAUCAGGUUUUUGACUGACCCGUCAAUGAUCUUUACUGGCAUCGCCAUGAACUCGGCUCUCUUGAUAGGGCUUCACACCGGCCGUGGUGCUCAUACAGAGUUUACCGGACUACUCGAUAAAGUCGAUACAACGGAUGAGGAGGCAACGUACACAUGGGCCGGAGCUGCUGCUUAUAUGGGAUGCCCGUCUCCGAGUCUGCUAUUCAAUCAGACCGUAGACUCACUUCUGGACCGAAGUAGCUCGAUAUCGAUGCCCCGCUACUUCAUCUUGCACUUGGAAACCGCCAGGUUCGCCAACAAACUCAUCAGCACAAUGUCUGCCUCCCUUGAACAGUCCCAGGGUGUUUCGCACCGCUUAGUCGCGCAAAUGGAAGAGGAGUAUAGUAAAAUCCAAUGCUUACUGUACCCAGAUAACUCAGACCUCGACAACUUCAUCCUCCUCUCAACCCUCCUCGAAAUCCAGACCUACUAUUUCAUGCCCCUUCCCGGCUACAGCGAAGAGAUGCUCAAGCGCAACGUCAUCAAAUGCUACACCACCGCCGAAGCCAUCAUCAACCAAGCCCGCUCCCUCCAAAGCCAAUCUGCCUUCCUGCACUACUCGCCCAACUUUGUCUUCCGCACCUUGCUCAGCGCCAUCUGCGUGUUCAUGACGCUGAACCUGUCUCAGCCCCCGUCCCCGUAUACGAAAAACCCCAGUAAUGCACUUGAUGCCUCAUACAUGGGCGACACCGCCAACACCAAUAACAACAGCACCGCCAACAGCACCACUAAUACCAAUAACCGCAAUAGUAGCGGGAACAACAUCAAGAACACCGCCAACAACAAGACAACCACCACCUCCACAACCUCCAACGACACAGCCGACCUCUUUGUCCGCGAAGCCCUCCGCAUCCUCCGGUGCUGUUCCGUCCAGCGCGACGACCUGGUCAUGCGCGCCUCAAACAUGGUAGAGAAGUACUGGAACAUGCGGCAUACUUUGCCGCGGUACGAGACGUUGUUGGACCCCACCGAUCCUCAUACGAACAGUCCUCGGCAUCCCCAUAAUCAGCAGGACGGGAUGCGAGGAGCAACGACGGUGUUUAGAAAUCGGCUAGGAUCUAGUCUGACGUUUGGUUGUUUGAGGAGGUGGAAGCAGCACGUUGAGAAGGCUUGGGCGAGUGUUGGUGGGAUGGGCAUGAAUCCUCCGGGCCAUGGGCAAGGCAGCCACCAGGGACAGCAGGGGGGACAAGGACUGGGUCACAGCCAGCAAGGUCACCAACAAGGUGGGCAAGGUCAACAGGGGCAGCAUGGUGCUGGAGUUUAUGGCGACAACGGUGGAUAUGGACAAAGUCAAGGCGGAGGAGGACAAUACACAGGUGCUGUUGCGGGUGGGAUAAGACAAGGUGAUCAACAGGGAAUGAAUGGGCAGGAGGUGCAGAGUAUGCCUGAAGAUGGGGGUGGUGAAGGUAUUCAUGGAAGACUGGGAAACAACAAUCCUCAGGAAUCUUCUCUUGGUGGAUUGGCAGACCCCUUUCAACGGCUCGAAUGGAAUGCGUUUAUGGACGACUUUGACUGGAGCUUUACCUCUAAUUACUUGGGUGUUGGUCCUAUAUAG